This is a messenger RNA of Corylus avellana, 559 nucleotides long. Its product is annotated as Thioredoxin superfamily protein. The record is from RefSeq and is a predicted model, not a curated record. NCBI's taxonomy places the organism in Eukaryota, Viridiplantae, Streptophyta, Magnoliopsida, Fagales, Betulaceae.
AUGGAUAGGGUGACGAAAUUGGCGUCGGAGAGGCCGGUGGUGAUCUUCAGCAAGAGCUCUUGCUGCAUGUGCCACACCGUGAAGACCCUCUUCAGCGAGUUCGGAGUCAACCCCGCGGUGUACGAGCUGGACGAGAUUCCGAGAGGGAGGGACAUUGAGCAGGCGCUUGCAGGGCUUGGACGGAGCCCCAGCGUGCCGGCGGUCUUCAUCGGCGGUGAACUCGUCGGUGGAAGCAAUGAGGUCAUGAGCCUCCACCUCAACCGCUCCUUGAUUCCAAUGCUGAAACGCGUCGGAGCUCUCUGGGUUUGAUUGAGGGAUCCAUGGAGAAUUAUAUAUAUAUUAACGUAAUCUAAUUAUAGUAAUUAAUAUAUGAUGAGGCGCAAUAAAUGUUUUAAUCAACAUAUAUAAUAUGAGAAUAUAUAUAGGCGUCACGUGUAUUAACAUAUAGAGCUUAUUCACUACAACUCCUAUCAUGUCUACUACGUACGUGUACUUUUUUGUCUUUUACCCUUUGUAUGUGUAAUGUUUUGCUUCUAAUAAAGUUGCAAUUUCCAUCCAA